CCUCCGCGUAGAUGCCAGGAUGGCUUUCAUGUAGUGAUUGAAACGCACAUUCAAGCAUGCAACUGCAGUCGCUGUACUACGGGCUUCUCGCCCUUUUAAUUGCUCUUCUCAUCCGGAAACUAUUCGCCAGAGUGCAGCAAUACACAACAGCUCGACGUCUAGGCUGCCAACCCGUAAGGAAAUACCCGCACACUCUGCCCUUCGGAUACGAUCUGUUCCGCAAACGAAUCCAGCAGCGAGACGCAGGCCGCCGAAACCAGCACGUCCUCGAACUCUUCCGCGAACACAGCCCGACAUUUGAAGAAAACAUCUUCGGCCAGAGAAUCGUUCAAACUUCUGAUACGCUGAACUUUCAGGCGGUAGGAACCCGACUUGAUGAUUUCGGCAGGCUGGAGCGCCGCUCUGUCGAGCCCUUCUUCGGCCGGGGCAUUCUGUCGCUGCAUGGACCGCCAUGGAAAGAGGCGCGGAGUAUCGUGACGCCGCUCUUCAAGCGAGCGGAGCUGAUGGAUGUGGGCAAGUUUCAGAAGUUUGUGGACCGCAUGUUUGCGCUCAUUCCGAGGGAUGGAAAGACCUUUGACAUGCAGCCGUUGUUGCAGAAGUUGUUCCUGGAUAGCUCGACGGAGUUUAUUUUCGGCGAGACCGUGGACUCCCUCCGCGAUCCUUCGGGGCAAUCGCAGGAGUUCCUCAAUGCCUUCAACCAGGCUCUUGCAGGCGCUGGCAAACGUAUGGCUGUGCCGGGUGCAGCUUAUCUAUACGUCUUUGACAAGACGUGGCGGGAGCAUUAUCGAAAAGUUCACGACUUCAUCGAUGAGUGCAUCGCCCGUCGUCUCAAUUCCGAUCGGAAGCAGAUUCUCUCAGACCGCCGAGAGCGCUACGUCUUGGUCGACGGGAUGGCACAAGCCUAUCGGGAUCCAGUAGAACUGCGCUUCCAGCUGCUCAACAUCUUCUUCCCGGCACGAGAUACCACUGCGAUUCUCGUCUCGAAUACUCUCUUCUGCCUCGCCAGGCACCCCGAGCACUGGGCCGAACUCCGCAAACAAGCCUUGGACCUCGAAGACCAACCACUGACAUUCGAACUUCUCAAAGGCUUAUCUGCAUUCCGCUACACUCUAUUCGAAUCACUCCGACUAUACGGACCGUCCGGGCAAAUCCGCCGCCGCGCUCUCCGCGAUACUACUCUACCCCGCGGCGGCGGACCGGAUGGUUCAUUUCCUGUCUUCGUGCCGAAAGGGACGCAUGUCAUAGUCGACAACUAUCCCAAGCUCCGCGAUCCGCAGAUAUGGGGCGCGGACGUGGAAGCUUUCCGACCCGCUCGGUUUGAAGGAAAGGUGCUGGGAUGGGAUUUCACCCCAUUCUUCGGCGGGCCGAUGAUUUGUCCUGCCGUCAAUCAGGUCAUUUCGCAGAGUGUGUAUCUGUUGGUGCGCCUGGUGACGGAGUUUGAGCGAAUUGAGAAUCGCGAUGAGUGUUGGGAGUAUGUGGAGCGGGCUCGCAUGCUGGUGGAGAGUGCGAAUGGGAUCAAGAUUGCGCUGUAUCCUGCCAAGGGGUCGAUAUAUAAUCAAGAUAAGCUCUAACUAGGUAGGGUAGGAAGGAGGGCAGUAUACAAACGAAGGAGAAAUGGUACUCUCUGCGCGAAGUUUACAGAGAAUAGUGUUAUGAAUGAAACGGAAGCGACAGUGUGCUGG
Messenger RNA from Neohortaea acidophila, 1682 nucleotides. RefSeq names its product cytochrome P450. The record is from RefSeq and is a predicted model, not a curated record. The transcript has 2 exons. Gene Ontology annotation, molecular function: iron ion binding; heme binding; oxidoreductase activity, acting on paired donors, with incorporation or reduction of molecular oxygen, reduced flavin or flavoprotein as one donor, and incorporation of one atom of oxygen. The coding region runs from base 57 to 1571 and encodes 504 amino acids. NCBI's taxonomy places the organism in Eukaryota, Fungi, Ascomycota, Dothideomycetes, Mycosphaerellales, Teratosphaeriaceae.